Molecule: messenger RNA, 531 nt
Organism: Aureobasidium namibiae CBS 147.97
Lineage: Eukaryota; Fungi; Ascomycota; Dothideomycetes; Dothideales; Saccotheciaceae
Exons: 3
Coding region: 1-531 (176 amino acids)
Source: RefSeq, a predicted model, not a curated record
AUGUGUAGCUUUUUCCAUGACAAGCACACUGAAGAGUAUUACAAUUACUGCAACGUCUAUCGUGAGAUUCAGUCUUCAUACACCAUGGCCGGCCAAAAGGAUAGCUUUUUUGCUUCGCGCUGGAACCGAGACUGUCGUCAUCUUGAAAUAAAGGGUGUCAAGUCCGGCUGGCUCAUGCAAGUCUGCAGCGUCCGUCCGUUUUGUCCCUUGCGCCGCACCCGUGGCCGUCGCUCGAACUCUGGACGGCACAUUCACUCUCUCCUCGGCAUCCAGGACCCGUGUACCCGAUUACACACUCUACCAGCGACUCUGCUUAUUGCAAAGUGGACAUGUUCAAGGGCGGUCGACUGCGGAUGCUUCCUUUUGUUCCCUGCUCUUUGUUCUGUCGUCUGCCGUGAACGCACCUCAUCGACGCUUGGGCGAGUGGCAAAGCAAAGCAAUGUGAAGCAAACAAUGGACAGUUGCAUUGCGCAUAACAUCGCUACGGAAAUGGAAGGUACACCUCUUUGUAUCAUGUGGUUCGGCGCAUGA